This is a messenger RNA of Lolium rigidum, 1866 nucleotides long. RefSeq names its product V-type proton ATPase subunit B 2. Gene Ontology annotation, biological process: ATP metabolic process; proton transmembrane transport. The transcript is spliced from 15 exons. Gene Ontology annotation, cellular component: proton-transporting V-type ATPase, V1 domain. The record is from RefSeq and is a predicted model, not a curated record. Gene Ontology annotation, molecular function: ATP binding; proton-transporting ATPase activity, rotational mechanism. Lineage: Eukaryota; Viridiplantae; Streptophyta; Magnoliopsida; Poales; Poaceae. The coding region runs from base 151 to 1617 and encodes 488 amino acids.
UAGUUUGGCUAGCCUUGCCUUCCUCCUCCGCUCGUGUCGUCUUCUCCCACCACCUCAUAGCCACGUCUCCAUCUCCCUCCUUCCUCUCCUUCUACAAUCUCGUCGCGUCUCUGCUGCCAAUCCAACCCAAGGUUCUUCGUCAUCGCCAGCAUGGGUCUGGCGAAGGAUGGCGCCGAGAUGGAGGAAGGGACUCUGGAGAUCGGCAUGGAGUAUAGGACUGUGUCUGGUGUGGCAGGGCCAUUGGUUAUCUUGGACAAAGUAAAGGGCCCAAAGUAUCAGGAGAUUGUGAAUAUUCGGUUGGGAGAUGGCACCACCCGUCGUGGUCAAGUCCUGGAAGUUGAUGGUGAAAAAGCUGUUGUGCAGGUCUUUGAAGGUACUUCAGGGAUCGACAACAAGUAUACUACAGUGCAGUUUACAGGCGAGGUUUUGAAAACUCCUGUCUCACUUGAUAUGCUUGGACGCAUUUUCAAUGGUUCUGGAAAACCUAUUGAUAAUGGGCCCCCCAUAUUGCCUGAGGCUUACUUGGAUAUUUCGGGAAGUUCUAUCAACCCUAGCGAGAGAACAUAUCCAGAAGAGAUGAUUCAAACAGGAAUAUCCACCAUUGACGUUAUGAACUCAAUUGCCCGAGGGCAAAAGAUUCCUCUUUUUUCUGCUGCUGGACUUCCUCACAAUGAAAUUGCUGCUCAAAUUUGUCGUCAGGCCGGUCUUGUUAAAAGAUUGGAAAAGAGCAAGCAUGCAGCAGAGGGUGGUGAAGAAGACAAUUUUGCAAUUGUGUUCGCUGCUAUGGGAGUAAACAUGGAAACCGCCCAAUUUUUCAAACGUGACUUCGAAGAAAAUGGUUCGAUGGAGCGAGUCACCCUUUUCCUGAAUUUGGCAAACGAUCCCACUAUCGAGCGUAUUAUUACUCCUCGAAUUGCUCUAACAACAGCUGAAUAUUUGGCAUAUGAAUGUGGGAAGCAUGUUCUUGUCAUUCUGACAGAUAUGAGCUCAUACGCAGAUGCACUUCGAGAGGUCUCAGCAGCACGUGAAGAGGUGCCUGGUAGGCGUGGUUAUCCCGGGUAUAUGUAUACUGAUCUGGCCACCAUAUAUGAGCGAGCUGGGCGUAUUGAAGGAAGAAAAGGAUCAAUUACCCAAAUUCCUAUUCUUACAAUGCCUAAUGAUGAUAUCACUCAUCCAACGCCUGACCUUACGGGAUAUAUUACUGAAGGGCAGAUUUAUAUUGACAGACAGCUCCAUAACAGACAGAUAUACCCGCCCAUCAACGUCCUGCCAUCUCUUUCUCGGCUGAUGAAGAGUGCUAUUGGUGAAGGUAUGACACGUCGAGAUCAUUCAGAUGUGUCAAAUCAGCUGUAUGCCAACUAUGCCAUUGGGAAGGAUGUUCAAGCCAUGAAAGCAGUUGUCGGAGAGGAGGCUCUUUCAUCCGAAGACCUGCUCUAUUUAGAAUUCCUUGACAAGUUUGAGAGGAAAUUUGUAGCACAGGGAGCAUACGAUACUCGGAACAUUUUCCAGUCACUGGAUCUCGCAUGGACAUUGCUACGCAUAUUCCCGCGUGAGCUUCUCCACCGUAUUCCUGCGAAGACCUUGGACCAGUUUUACAGCAGAGAUGCCACCCAUUGAUCCUUUUUGUCCAUAAAAGUCCAAAUUUCCAUGAACAGCUUGAAUAAGGAGAGGAAUCCAACCUUGUAUAAUUUUGCUACGUUAUGUAGUCAGAUCCUAUUCUUUCUAGUCUGUAUUCACGAGACUGGCGUCCUGUAAUUUCCAUGUAGCCUACGCCAGACCUCCUUUUGUUUUUUGUUUCAUUUCCCUGUAUUGUGCAGCAAAACUAAAAAGCCGUUUAGGCGUACAUGCUCCAACAUGUUGAUUAUA